Messenger RNA from Oncorhynchus keta (chum salmon), 2850 nucleotides. Its product is annotated as visual system homeobox 2-like. Gene Ontology annotation, biological process: regulation of transcription by RNA polymerase II. Bases 376 to 1494 code for a protein of 372 amino acids. Gene Ontology annotation, cellular component: nucleus. The transcript has 5 exons. The record is from RefSeq and is a predicted model, not a curated record. Gene Ontology annotation, molecular function: sequence-specific double-stranded DNA binding; DNA-binding transcription factor activity, RNA polymerase II-specific. NCBI's taxonomy places the organism in Eukaryota, Metazoa, Chordata, Actinopteri, Salmoniformes, Salmonidae.
AAAGGCCUGUGGCUGCAUUGGUGCAUUUUUUUCCAAUAAAUUGGAUGAAUAGCAUGGCUUUAACUACGUGCACCUGUUUCAUUCUCUUUAUCCGCAGGCGUUUUGGGUAUCCUCACACUCUCGGUUUUGUGCCCAUAGCCCUAAUAUAUCAUCAGUUCUUAGCGAAUAAACCAUUUCCAAAGGCGCGUAAUGCUUGAUGCGCAGGAUUCCCGAAAAAUCCCUAGUAGUUGAUUGGCUGCUGGGCUCUGACUCUUGUUGGGGUGGACCUGUUUGAUAAAAGAACCAUUUUCAAGAGUCUGGAGUGACACAUAGUGGUUCGUGCACUGGGGACCGACCUGUGAGCCGCUAAAAAUAGGGAAUACUAUCGAAGACACCAUGACAGGUAAACAAGGAGCUGUGCUAUCUGAAACGCUGAAUAUAUCCAAAACGUCCUCUCUCGGUGCUAACGGAGGUAACAGCCUGCACCAACAAUCAAAGAACAUCGCCACGCACCCUCCCAGAUGCACGGGAUUCGGGAUCCAGGAGAUUUUAGGGCUGAAUAAAGACUCUUCGGCGGUCUCGAGGAGCACCCUGCAGUCUCUGCCAUCUGGGGCGCACCUGCUUGCCGCCAGGUCAAUGCUUGGUACCGCUGGUGUCGGAGUUGGGAUGGGAUUAAUCGGGCCUGGAGGGAUUCCGUCGUUCUACAGCCAACCAGCGUUUUUGGAGGUCCUGCAGGACGCGCAGAACGUUCACUUGCAGCCCCACAAUAGAACUGUGGGACCUCUGGACCACAGCCAGUCCGCCAGUUCGGACUCGGAAGAUUUUUCGUCAAACGAACGAAAACUCUCAAAGACCUCAUUAAGCCAGAGCAAGAAACGGAAGAAAAGACGGCACCGAACCAUAUUCACAUCUUACCAGCUCGAGGAGUUGGAGAAGGCCUUUAACGAAGCCCACUACCCUGAUGUGUAUGCACGGGAGAUGCUGGCUAUGAAAACAGAGCUUCCUGAGGACAGAAUACAGGUCUGGUUCCAGAACCGCAGGGCCAAAUGGAGGAAGAGGGAGAAGUGCUGGGGACGCAGCAGUGUGAUGGCAGAGUACGGGCUGUAUGGAGCCAUGGUCCGUCACUCCAUCCCCCUACCGGAUUCCAUCCUCAAGUCUGCCAAGGAUGGCAUCAUGGACUCUUGUGCCCCAUGGCUGCUUGGGAUGCACAAAAAGUCCAUGGAGACCACGGUCGUCCAGCCAAAAGGGAAGUUCGACAUUCCCCAGCAGCCAGCCAUUCAGAGAGGAGAAGAAUGUGACGUGGAGGAGAAGAGGCCGGAGGGCAAGUCACCCAUCUCCAAAGAGGAACUGAGGGAGAACAGCAUCGCAACACUCAGGGCAAAAGCACAGGAGCACAGUGCCAAGGUGCUCGGGACUGUUACAUGUGAGAGACCAGAGAGCAAAGUGGAGAGACAGGCAGCAGAGGAAAAAUCUAGUGGCCCUUUGAGUCCAGUGGAAGAGCCCAAGAGUCCAUAGACCCUCACUUUGUAAAGACUUUGCAGUUCUCUUGACUGUUCUCUUAAUAUCUGUAUGGACUCAACUAGAUCUAUCAGUUUUAUUCAGUGUUCCCUGAGGUUUUUACAUGUUGAACUCAUCCUAGAUCUCUAUUAUGCUGUUUUAAAAUGACCUUAUUUAAACCGGUCUUCCUAUUGGAGAGAUAAGAUAACUGAAUUCGUCUCUUAUUGACUAAGAAAAACACCAAUGCACUUUCUGUCUUUCUUACUCCCUGACAUUCAUACAUAUAUUGUUGCUUAUAUAUUGUGAAAACUUGUUUAAUAUGGGGGUUAACACUACAUACAUAUGUAUAUCGCUGACAACCCCUAUAACUAGAAGAUACCCACUUUACAAAUGUCUCUCAUUGAAUAUUCUUAAACUACUCAUUCAGUAUGCAAAGUGCAUACUUGUGUUUGUUAGAAUGAGCCAAUUAGGACAUUUGUUGAUAUAUAAGUAGCCAAUCUUUGAAAGUAUACUGUAUAUUGAAUUCACAGCAUCCAUAAUAUUGAUGCUGACUAUGUUUCUUUUAUAUUCUUUGGGAUGAUGAUGUAUGAAAGGGAAAACAAUUUUCUCUUAAUUAAGAGGAACACAACAAUUAAAAAGUUAUCUUACCUUGUUAUUAUGCUGUAUAUAAUAAAGAUAAAGAAAGAUCGCUCACAAAGGCACUGUUAAAACAUACUUUUAUGUGGUCUUUAAAUGUUUGCGUUUUUGUUUCAUAGUCUGAAUAAUAUGCAAUACAGAGUAUAAUUAGUUUUGUUGAUGAGGUCUGCUGUUGCUUUAGUUAGUGUUUUGCCUAAACACAAAGCCAAGUGGCCAGGUGGACCUGCAAGAGAGAAGCUGUAGCUCAAAUAAUUAUCUACAGUAUAUUCUUCACUAUAUUUGUCUUUUCUCCUGUCCACUACCUGGGCAUACUUAUGCUAUUUCUGUCUUCAGUAAGUAGUAGUAAGUCCUGGACUGCUGUACCAGACAAUGGACGCUCUAAAAAGUACCAGAGUUCAAAUCAAAUCAAAUUGUAUUUGUCACACGCGCUGCAUACAAUGGGUGUAAACUUUACCAUGAAAUGCUUGAUUACGAGCCCUUCCCAAAGGUGCAGAGUUCAUGCAAAAAAUGUAAUACAAAAAUAGUAACAAAAUAGUAAAAUAGUAAAAUACACAAAGAUUAAGUUAUAUACAGAACCAUACAUUUCUUAGAACUUGGCGAGAGCUUGACAAAAUAAUGUUAUUUCCUUGGUAUUUCAUUACUUUAAAAUAAAGUUUCCUAAAAUUUCAAACAUGGUUCCAUUCAAUUACAUUUUUGGUAAUGUUCUAGGAACGUUUUCCAACUGGUUUGACAUUGGGA